ACUGCAGACACAUUGCACAGAACAGACUGAGUGCCACCCACAGUCUAAGGAUCCUACAAUGUGUGUCUGGGGGCUCUCAUGAGUUAUAAGUCUUGAUUCGCUUCAACUUUCAUACAUUCUGACUUCUCUGGAGCACAACUAAGCAGAUUGUUAUAUCUACUUCAAAAGCCAUUAUGCCUAUUCUUGUGAGUCCAACACCGGAAGAUAUCCCCAAACAUAUACUGGAUAUUUGGGUCAUCGUUCUAAUCAUCCUGGCUACAAUCUUGGUGAUGACAUCACUUCUUCUCUUUCCAGCUGCAGCCGUCGUUAUCUACAGAGUACGGACACAUCCAAUCAGAAGUAGCCAAUAGCACUAAAAUCUGUAAAAUGAUAUUCCGGAUAUUGGUAUCAUUUGGUGGACAGAGAGGACCCGUUGACAGGAGAGCUAUGGAUGGAAGGGCCCAUAUUAAAAUAAAGACGUCAUGGCGCUCUCCCCCUAGAAAUUUGGAUUUCAGCUAAAGUGGCACUGAGAGAGUUCAAGAGCCUAAAUGGUUCAAGCACCUACUUUACACAGACAUUUAGCAUUCUAUACUUGCUGUUAUGCCUACCAACCUUUGAA
Bufo bufo (common toad) is the source of this 598-nucleotide messenger RNA. RefSeq names its product small integral membrane protein 3 (gene SMIM3). The transcript has 2 exons. The record is from RefSeq and is a predicted model, not a curated record. The coding region runs from base 174 to 350 and encodes 58 amino acids. Lineage: Eukaryota; Metazoa; Chordata; Amphibia; Anura; Bufonidae.